Molecule: messenger RNA, 3892 nt
Organism: Podarcis raffonei (Aeolian wall lizard)
Lineage: Eukaryota; Metazoa; Chordata; Lepidosauria; Squamata; Lacertidae
Product: glutamate receptor ionotropic, NMDA 1
Exons: 21
Coding region: 507-3323 (938 amino acids)
Biological process (GO): ionotropic glutamate receptor signaling pathway; regulation of membrane potential; monoatomic ion transport
Cellular component (GO): plasma membrane; NMDA selective glutamate receptor complex; neuron projection
Molecular function (GO): NMDA glutamate receptor activity
Source: RefSeq, a predicted model, not a curated record
GCGCGCCUGUCUUUGCAGGGGGAUUUCGGCGCGGCGGACAGCGCCAUUGCGCUUCAGCGCCAUUGCGUUUUUUGGGGUUUUUUUGCGGGGAGAUCCGGCGGCUGCUUGCAAACGGGGCUGGCAAUUCAGCACCAGGGACAGCUGCGGUGAUUUUGCAGGGGGGCAAUUCAACACCAGGAACAGCGGCGGUUUUUGCAGGAGGGCCCCAAUUCAGCAACAGGACAGCGGCGUUGUGCAAAGGGCCAAUUCGUCACCAGGGGCAGCGUCUUUUUUCAAGGGAGGGAGGCGAUUCAGCACCAGGGACUGUGACGUUUUUUGCAAGCGGUGGCAAUUCAGCACCAGGGACAGCGGCCCUUUGCAAAGGGCCAAUUCAGCACCAGGGACAGCAGCCGCCUCUGCUUCUUCCACAGGGCCGCUUCAGGACCACGGAUAGACCCUCUUGCGUGGCAGUUCUCCGCCGCCUGGGGGGCCCUUGGGCUGCGCCGGGCGACGGUGGGGUGACCGCCAUGCGCCUCCUGCUGCUGGCCGUGCUGCUGUGCUUCUCGGUGGCGCGGGGGGGCUGCGAGCCCAAGGUGGUGAACAUCGGGGCAGUGCUGAGCACCAAGAGGCACGAGCAGGUCUUCCGCGAGGCCAUCAACCAGGCCAACAAGCGCCAUGGCACCUGGAAGAUCCAGCUCAACGCCACCUCCGUCACCCACAAGCCCAAUGCCAUCCAGAUGGCCCUCUCUGUCUGCGAGGACCUCAUCUCCAGCCAGGUCUACGCCAUCUUGGUGAGUCACCCGCCAGCUCCCAACGACCACCUCACGCCGACGCCAGUGUCAUACACUGCUGGCUUCUACCGGAUCCCGGUCAUUGGCUUGACUACGCGCAUGUCCAUCUACUCGGACAAGAGUAUCCAUCUUUCGUUCCUCCGCACGGUCCCUCCUUACUCUCACCAGUCCAAUGUCUGGUUUGAGAUGAUGCGCUUCUACAAAUGGAACCACAUCAUCCUCAUCGUCAGCGAUGACCACGAGGGCCGGGCGACUCAGAAGAAGCUGGAGACCCUCCUGGAGGAGAAAGAGUCCAAGAGUAAAAAAAGGAGCUUUGACAGCCUCGAACCGCUAUCCUUUGACAACAAGCGAGGACCCAAGGCCGAGAAGGUCCUUCAGUUUGAGCCGGGCACCAAGAAUGUGACGUCUCUCCUCCUGGAAGCCAAGGAACUGGAGGCCAGGGUGAUCAUCUUGUCUGCCAGUGAGGAUGACGCCACCACCGUCUACACGGCCGCAGCCAAAGAAAACAUGACAGGUCCCGGCUACGUCUGGCUGGUGGGGGAACGGGAGAUCUCCGGCAAUGCCCUACGCAAUGCGCCAGAAGGUCUCAUCGGUCUACAACUCAUGAACGGCAAGAACGAGUCAGCUCACAUCCGGGACGCGGUGGCCAUAGUGGCCCAGGCAGUCCACGACUUGUUUGAGAAGGAGAACAUCACCGACCCACCCAGGGGGUGCGUGGGGAACACCAACAUCUGGAAGACCGGGCCACUUUUCAAAAGGGUACUGAUGCAGACGAAGUACGCCGAGGGUGUGACGGGCCGGGUGGAGUUCAACGAGGAUGGGGACCGCAAGUACGCCAACUACAGCAUCAUGAACCUGCAGAACAACAAGUUGGUGCAGGUCGGCAUCUACAACGGCAGCCACUUCCUGCCCAACGACCGCAAGAUCAUCUGGCCGGGAGGAGAAACCGAGACGCCCCAGGGCUACGAGAUGUCUACCAAGCUCAAGAUUGUCACCAUUCACCAGGAGCCGUUCGUCUACGUCAAGGAGACCCUGGCCGAUGGCAAGUGCAAAGCCCUCACCAACAGCACCGGUGGCUUGGUGCAGCAGGUCCUCUGUACGGGGCCCAACGAGACCAUGCCGGGCCGCCCCAGCGUGAUGCUCUGCUGCUAUGGCUUCUGCGUCGACCUCCUGAUCAAGCUGGCCAAGACCAUGAACUUCACUUACGAGGUCCACCUGGUGGGCGACGGGAAGUUUGGCACACAGGAGAGGGUGAACAACAGCAACAAGAAGGAGUGGAACGGCAUGAUGGGGGAGCUCUUGAGCGGUCAGGCGGACAUGAUCGUGGCUCCUUUGACCAUCAACAAUGAGCGGGCCCAGUACAUCGAGUUCUCCAAGCCCUUUAAGUACCAGGGACUCACCAUCCUGGUGAAGAAGGAAAUCCCCCGCAGCACCUUGGACUCGUUCAUGCAGCCGUUCCAGAGCACCCUGUGGCUCCUGGUGGGCCUAUCGGUCCACGUGGUGGCUGUGAUGCUUUAUCUCCUGGACCGUUUCAGCCCCUUCGGCCGCUUCAAAGUCAACAGUGAGGAAGAGGAAGAGGAUGCCCUGACCCUGUCAUCUGCCAUGUGGUUCUCCUGGGGAGUCUUGCUCAACUCUGGCAUCGGAGAAGGCGCUCCCCGGAGCUUCUCCGCACGGAUCCUGGGGAUGGUGUGGGCUGGAUUCGCCAUGAUCAUCGUGGCCUCUUACACUGCCAACCUGGCGGCCUUCCUGGUGUUGGACAGACCCGAGGAACGGAUCACGGGCAUCAAUGAUCCCAGGCUGCGCAACCCGUCUGACAAAUUCAUCUACGCCACGGUCAAGCAGAGCUCGGUGGACAUCUACUUCCGCCGGCAGGUGGAGCUCAGCACCAUGUACCGCCACAUGGAGAAGCAUAACUACGAAAGCGCCGCCGAAGCCAUCCAGGCCGUCCGGGACAACAAACUCCACGCCUUCAUCUGGGACUCGGCCGUCCUGGAGUUCGAAGCCUCCCAGAAGUGCGACCUGGUGACCACUGGAGAACUCUUCUUCCGGUCUGGAUUUGGAAUCGGAAUGAGGAAGGACAGUCCCUGGAAGCAGAAUGUCUCGCUGGCCAUUCUCAACCUCCACGAAAAUGGCUUCAUGGAAGAGCUGGACAAGACGUGGGUGAGGUACCAGGAGUGCGACUCAAGGAGCAACGCCCCAGCCACCCUCACCUUUGAGAACAUGGCAGGCGUCUUCAUGCUGGUGGCCGGUGGGAUCGUGGCCGGAAUCUUCCUGAUCUUCAUCGAAAUUGCCUACAAGAGGCACAAGGACGCCCGACGGAAGCAGAUGCAGUUGGCCUUUGCCGCCGUCAACGUCUGGAGGAAGAACCUACAGGAUAGACCAAGUGCUAGAGCAGAACCAGGCCCUAGAAUGAAAACCACUUUUAGGUCCAUCACAUCCACGCUGGCCAACAGCUUCAAGAGCCGUAGGUCCUGCAGAGACACGCAGUACCACCCCACCGACCUCGCUGGGCAGCUCAACCUCUCGGACCCCUCGGUCAGCACUGUGGUGUGAGGGUCGCCAGCUUGGGAAGGGGCAGCCGAGAUGCCUGAGGGAAGACUUGGGGGCCCCACCACACCCCGUCACUUCUUUCCUGCCCACCCCCUCUCAGACUCCCCCAGGGGCCUCGGAAUGGACCAGCUAUUUAUCUUCUUCUCCCACGGACCUCCUUUGGGGACUGGCGCUGAGGAAGUGGCCCCGCCCACAUGCCACAGACGGACAGAGACUGAGCUCUGGUGUGCCUUCAGUGCCCACUUCCCGUUUCCUUGCGCCCCUUCAAAGGACACCCUCCCAGGAAAGCCUGGCUUGCCCGCUUUCCCGAGGAGGCAGCUGCACGCAACUGGGAGAAUCCUGUCCGUGUACAGUGCUCCGCUUCCGGUUGUCCACGUUGGGGCUUGCUCGAUUUGGGGGGCUGACUGACUGACCAUCCUGUCCAUGUACAUAAUCUGCUUCUCUUCCUUUUGUCCACUUUGGGGAUCACUCAAUUUUUUGGGGAGGGGCGACUUCCUUCCUUCCUUGCUUGCUUCCUUCUUUCCUUCCUUCUUUCUGUCCUUCCGUCCAUCCGUCCUUUUUUCCUUCUUUCC